Molecule: messenger RNA, 402 nt
Organism: Mycena indigotica
Lineage: Eukaryota; Fungi; Basidiomycota; Agaricomycetes; Agaricales; Mycenaceae
Exons: 4
Coding region: 1-402 (133 amino acids)
Source: RefSeq, a predicted model, not a curated record
AUGGGCGCUUGUUUGGUGUAUAAAAAGCCUGCCCUUGAACGAUUCCCUCCUUCAGCACUCUUGCCUUCGACCUUCAUCCUCCUCGCUCUAACUCACUGCUCUACUUUGAGCUAUGCUUCUGCUCUUGUCUUCGACUUGAGCUUGCUCAUGGUCAUCGUCGACCUGACCACGACCUUUGUUGUUGUCUUCAUCAUGCCUCGCCAUACAACAUCAACCACAUCGCCCUUAGGUUUUGCGUUCCUCUACGAUAUUCAUUGCACGUCGCUGUCCACGCCUCCUCCUGCUGCCCGUUCCGACACCCCCACCUCAAGCGCGUCUUAUCCUCAAGAAAGAUCUCGGGCAAGACAAUGCGUAAGCCGGAUCAAUUCCAGACCGGUCCGGGGGUUGCUUGCGCAGGAUUGA